AUGGCGAGCCUCCUGCGCGUCGUGGUGUCCAGCUGCUCAGCCCCUGUCCUUGGGGGCGUCUCAUCCGUGAAGGUUCAGACCAGCCCUGCUGUCAAAUUAACAUGUGUGCGGUUUUUUAGGACCCAUCAAGCUCUCUGGCGGAGCGCAGGUCCAGGAAUCCCAUACAAGCAACUCACAGUUGGCGUUCCCAAAGAAGUUUUCCAGAAUGAGCGUCGUGUGGCUCUGUCUCCAGCUGGUGUCCAGGCUCUCAUCAAGCAGGGCUUUAAUGUCGUGGUGGAGUCUGGAGCCGGAGAGCCCUCCAAGUUCCCUGAUGAACAUUACACUCAGGCCGGAGCUGCAAUUAAAGACGUGAAAGAUGUGCUGGCAUCUGAUCUGUUGGUGAAGGUGCGUGCUCCCACAUUUAACCCUGCUUUGGGUGUUCACGAGGUGGACUUGAUGAAGGAAGCUUCAACUUUAGUCAGCUUCAUCUACCCAGCUCAGAACCCCGAACUGAUGGAGAUGCUGUCAAAGAAAAAGACCACAGUUCUGGCAAUGGACCAGGUGCCCAGGGUCACCAUUGCUCAGGGUUACGAUGCGCUGAGCUCCAUGGCAAACAUUGCAGGAUACAAGGCAGUUGUUUUGGCAGCUAACAGUUUCGGACGUUUUUUCACUGGACAAAUCACAGCAGCUGGGAAAGUGCCGCCUGCAAAGGUGCUGAUUAUUGGAGGAGGUGUGGCCGGUCUGGCAGCUGCAGGUACCGCCCGGGCCAUGGGAGCCAUUGUCCGAGGUUUUGAUACCAGAGCUGCAGCUUUGGAGCAGUUUAAGUCUCUCGGUGCAGAGCCCCUUGAAGUGGACAUAAAGGAGUCAGGAGAGGGCCAGGGAGGUUACGCCAAGGAAAUGUCGAAGGAGUUCAUAGAGGCAGAGAUGAAACUGUUUGCCAAACAGUGUCAGGAAGUGGACAUUGUCAUCAGCACAGCUCUAAUUCCAGGUAGGCGGGCUCCAAUUCUUAUCACCAAACCAAUGGUAGAGAGCAUGAAGGACGGUUCAGUUGUGGUGGAUUUGGCUGCUGAAGCUGGAGGAAACAUUGAGACCACGGUUCCAGGAGAGCUUUCCGUAUACAAGGGAGUGACUCACAUUGGCUACACAGACCUGCCCAGUCGCUUGCCAACACAGUCCAGCACUCUGUACUCCAACAACAUCACUAAGCUGCUGCGAGCAAUCAGCCCUGAUAAGGAAAACUUUUACCUUGAUGUCAAGGAGGCUUUUGAUUAUGGGACCAUGGAUCACGUUGUGCGGGGCUCCAUUGUCAUGCAGAAUGGAAAGAACUUGUUCCCCGCUCCGCAGCCCAACAACGUUCCCACUGCGGCGCCUCCUAAACCCAAGAGCGUUCAGGAGUUGGAGGCGGAGAAGGCUGCACAGAUCUCCCCCUUCAGGGCUACACUCACCCAAGCUAGCUUGUACACUGGAGGUAUCGGCACCCUGCUUGGUCUGGGCUUGUCGGCUCCUAACGCCGCCUUCACUCAGAUGGUCACCACCUUUGGUCUGGCUGGCAUCGUGGGAUACCACACAGUUUGGGGCGUCACUCCUGCUCUGCACUCUCCGCUCAUGUCUGUCACCAAUGCCAUCUCAGGUCUGACAGCUGUGGGUGGUCUGUCCCUGAUGGGAGGGGGCUACUUGCCAUCUAGUAGUGCAGAGACACUGGCCGUGCUUGCUGCCUUCAUCUCUUCAGUCAACAUUGCUGGUGGUUUCCUGGUGACCCAGAGGAUGUUGGACAUGUUCAAACGGUCUACUGAUCCUCCUGAGUACAACUACCUCUAUCUGCUUCCAGCGGGUGUUUUUGUUGGAGGCUACGCUGCUGCUCUGCAGUCUGGAUACAACAUUGAACAGAUGAUGUAUUUGGGCUCUGGUCUGUGUUGUGUCGGUGCCCUUGCUGGUCUUUCCAACCAGACCACAGCUCGGCUGGGUAACGCACUGGGAAUGAUUGGAGUCGCAGGAGGGAUUGCUGCCACUCUGGGUGCCCUUAAACCAAAUCCUGAGCUCCUGGCACAGAUGAGCGCAGCCAUGGCUGUGGGUGGAACUGCUGGUUUAGCCAUCGCUAAGAAGAUUGAGAUCAGCGACUUGCCUCAGCUUGUUGCUGCGUUCCACAGCUUGGUCGGGCUGGCUGCUGUUCUCACCUGCGUGGCCGAAUAUAUGAUCGAGUACCCUCACUUUGCCACGGACCCCGCAGCCAACCUUACCAAAAUAGUUGCUUACCUCGGCACUUACAUUGGCGGGAUCACUUUCAGCGGCUCUUUGGUGGCAUACGGCAAACUGCAAGGUAUGCUAAACAGCGCUCCUUUGAUGCUUCCUGGUCGCCACGCUCUCAAUGCCACUCUCAUGGCAGCUAGCGUCGGUGGUAUGAUUCCCUACAUGCUGGAUCCCAGCUACACCACAGGCAUGACCUGCUUAGGAUCAGUUUCCGCCCUCUCUGCUGUCAUGGGUGUUACUCUGACAGCAGCUAUUGGAGGAGCCGACAUGCCAGUGGUCAUUACUGUACUCAACAGUUACUCCGGCUGGGCCCUGUGCGCUGAGGGCUUCCUGCUAAACAACAACCUGCUUACCAUCGUUGGAGCUCUCAUUGGCUCAUCUGGAGCCAUUCUGUCAUAUAUUAUGUGUGUGGCCAUGAAUCGUUCACUUGCUAAUGUGAUCCUUGGAGGUUACGGCACAUCCUCCACUGGUACAGGAAAGCCCAUGGAGAUCACAGGGACACACACAGAGGUCAACGUGGAGCAGACUGUCGACAUGAUUAAAGAGGCUCAGAGCAUAAUCAUCACUCCAGGUUAUGGACUUUGUGCUGCAAAGGCCCAAUACCCAAUCGCUGAGCUGGUAAAGAUGCUUGCAGAGGCUGGAAAGAAAGUCAGGUUUGGUAUUCACCCUGUCGCCGGCCGUAUGCCCGGACAGCUCAACGUGCUGCUGGCUGAAGCAGGCGUCCCCUAUGACAUUGUCCUGGAAAUGGAGGAAAUCAACGAGGACUUCCCUGAAACUGACCUGGUUCUGGUGAUCGGUGCCAACGACACAGUGAACUCUGCCGCCCAAGAAGACCCCAACUCCAUUAUUGCUGGCAUGCCCGUCCUGGAGGUCUGGAAAGCGAAACAGGUCAUCGUGAUGAAGAGAUCCCUGGGUGUUGGAUACGCAGCAGUGGACAACCCCAUCUUUUACAAACCCAACACUGCAAUGUUGCUUGGCGACGCCAAGAAAACAUGCGACGCUCUGCAGGCUAAAGUCCGUGAGACUCAGAGCCAGUAAUGUGACCCCCGUAUUGGAGACACCUCCACCUUAGAGCACAAAGAGGAAAGAUUUGAAAAUUCAUCUCUGUACAGCUGUAACUUCACCAACCUAGUAAAAAUAUAACCGAGAUGAGCUUUUUUUUUUGGCAUCCCCCUUCCUGUGAUCUAAAAAUAAAUAAAUGUACAGGUACUGUAUGUUUCUAACUCAUGUAACAAUGCAUCUUUUAUUUUUUAGAUCGGAAAGGAAGGCUGCGUUAUAAUGGGUGUCUGUGUGACCAAGACUCAUCUUGUGAUGUAAAAUAAAUACAUUCAGGAAAUUAGAUACACAUAAAUCUUAGGUAUGAUCAGUUUCACUCUUGAUAUUUUUAGAAAAUAGUUGAGCAAAAAAAAAAAAAAGCAAAAAAUCUGAUGAAUUUGACUGAAAAAGUAAGGAAUGCUCCAGCUCUUUACUCUAAAAGGUUUUCAUUUCCUCUUCUCUCCACAGUUUAAGUUUAGUACUUUCAUGUCCCCUUCCAUUUCAUUCACCUGU
Cyprinodon variegatus (sheepshead minnow) is the source of this 3774-nucleotide messenger RNA. RefSeq names its product nicotinamide nucleotide transhydrogenase (gene nnt). The transcript has 21 exons. Gene Ontology annotation, biological process: NADPH regeneration; proton transmembrane transport. Lineage: Eukaryota; Metazoa; Chordata; Actinopteri; Cyprinodontiformes; Cyprinodontidae. The coding region runs from base 1 to 3264 and encodes 1087 amino acids. Gene Ontology annotation, cellular component: mitochondrial inner membrane. The record is from RefSeq and is a predicted model, not a curated record. Gene Ontology annotation, molecular function: NADP binding; NAD binding.